CCGUCUUUGGCGACGCGCCAUCUGCCUGCUUCGCCGUGCAGACGACGUUAUAUGGUCGGUAACGGUUGGACGAGUGGCCCCGUGCUGCGAACGCGGGCGAGAACGCUGCACGUUCCCGUCCCCGCCGCCGCCGCCGUCGCCACCGAGAGCCCGACGCAGGGCGGCAAGCCGUUCGACAUCCUCUUCUUCGGGCGCGACGAGUUCUCGUGCACGGUCUUCGAGGAGCUGCACAGAGCGACAGAUGUAUGGAGCAGCGUGAAGAUUGCGACCCAGCCAGACGCGAAGGUCGGCCGUCGGGGAUCGCAGUUGUCUGUCUCGCCCUUGAAGACCCUCGCCGCCUCCCUAGGCGUCGCCGUGCACGAAAUCCCUCGCGCCAAACGCGACUUCCGGACGUGGCAGCUGCCCGAGCCCUUCCGCCCCUCGCCUCCGCCCCCCGCAACGCACCUGCUCGUCACCGCCUCCUUCGGCCGCAUCCUCUCCCGCGCCCACCUCUCCGCCUUCGCCCCCGGCCGCCGGCUCAACGUGCACCCCUCCCUGCUCCCCGCCUACCGCGGCCCCGCCCCGAUCCAGCGCGCGCUCCUCGACGGCGCGCGCACCGCGGGCGCGUGCGCGAUCGAGAUGACGGAGCGGCGCGACGGGAUCGACGCCGGCGACGUCUGGGGGCACCGACGCGUGACGUUACCCGACGGCCACUUCGCCCACGCGCGCGACCUGCUCGCGCGCGAAGGCGGCGCGCUCCUCGUCUCCGUCCUCCGCGACAUGCUCGCCGACCGGGCCACCGCCGUCCCCCAAUCCUCGCUCAUCCCGCGCGCCCCGGCCAUCACCGCCGCCGACGCCGCCGUCGACUUCCGCACCAUGUCCGCGAGCGACAUCGUCCGGAUCCACGACGCCAUCUCCCACCAAAAACCACUCACGACGCACAUCCACAUCGCCGACUCCCACCCGCGCACGCUCCAACUACACGACCCCGCCACCCUCCCCCUCUUCCCUUCCCCCACCCACCAAGAUCGUCUGCCCCCCACCGCACCGCCACCACCACCGGGCACGGCCCUAUACGCCCCCCACGACCGCCGGCUCGCCAUCGCCUGCGCGCGCGGCACCGUGCUCGGCGUGUCCGCGCUCAAGCCGCAAGACCGCGCGCUCGUGUCCGCGAAAGACUGGUGGAACGGGCUCCGGCCCGACGUCCCCCGCGGCGUCGACGGGAGCGUGCUCCUCGGAUCCUAAUAAAAGGCAUAUAUACCUUCUGCCUCUCCCAAGCGCGCGCGCGCUCUACAGCAAAUUUAAUCUUUUUUGGGCUCUGUGCUAUUGCUACGGAGUCUUGUGUGUUCUUCUUGCGUUGGGAGAGACGACAUUCGAAACGCCGCAGCUGGGCCGAGGUUCCCAUGUAGGCCUUACAUGCUUCACGGUCGCUGCCAACCCCUUUCCCAAUGCGACACGUGGAAAACUCGAUGAUGUGUCCUCGGUUGGCCUGCCGGGCGUGCUUCCGCCCUCGAUGAACAAAGCCCCUCCUUCUGGAGACUGGAGCAGGCAAACGUCCAGAAGAAACUCCGCUCGGACUUGUGUUUUUCGUGGGCGCACCGGAGCGGAGGUCACGUGCGGCGGUGCCGAUUCUUGGGCGGCAGAGGUCGCCACGUCGGCUCUUCGCUCUCGCGGCCAGAGUCGACGAAGAGGACUGCCCUCGGGGCUCGCUUUUCG
This is a messenger RNA of Punctularia strigosozonata HHB-11173 SS5, 1695 nucleotides long. Its product is annotated as Formyltransferase. The transcript is spliced from 7 exons. Gene Ontology annotation, molecular function: methionyl-tRNA formyltransferase activity. Gene Ontology annotation, cellular component: mitochondrion. The coding region runs from base 52 to 1224 and encodes 390 amino acids. Gene Ontology annotation, biological process: biosynthetic process; conversion of methionyl-tRNA to N-formyl-methionyl-tRNA. The record is from RefSeq and is a predicted model, not a curated record. NCBI's taxonomy places the organism in Eukaryota, Fungi, Basidiomycota, Agaricomycetes, Corticiales, Punctulariaceae.